Brenthis ino (lesser marbled fritillary) is the source of this 702-nucleotide messenger RNA. The record is from the annotation of a GenBank genome assembly. Lineage: Eukaryota; Metazoa; Arthropoda; Insecta; Lepidoptera; Nymphalidae.
AUGUUUAAAUUCGUAGCUUUGUGUUGCUUCCUCGCCGCGGCUUCGGCGACGCCAGGCCUCAUUGCGCCUGUGACAUAUUCGUCGAACGUGCUAGCACCAGCGCCAGCUGUUUAUUCGAGCUACCCUAGCAAUGGGCUGUGGUCUAGUCCACUAAUCUCUUCAGCACCGUUAGUUUACUCCGGUUUUCCUCAUUACAUCAAGAAACGAUCUGUGGGUUUUGGCAGCUACUUUGCACCUUCCUCAUACAUCGCAUCUGGCCCCUACGCAUACAACGCGUACACCGCUACCGCCCCUCUGGUGAGCACAUACUCAGCGGCUGCUCCUUUGGCCACUUAUUCAUCUCCUGUCUACACAACAGCCGCUCAUCUGAUCAAGAAGAGGAGUGCUCCAUUUUACCUGCCUUCUAGCUACGUGGCCUCUGCUCCUUACACUGCCGCCGCGCCUUUUGUUGCCUCAUCUUAUGCGGCUGCAUCUCCUAUUGCUCCAGUCUGGUCCAGCUCUCUAUACCCCGCUGCUUCAUAUGCACACUUCAUCAAGAAGAGGUCUGUCGCUCUCCCCCUGAGCUACACCGCGCCAUCUUCCUUCUCUCACACUUCAAGAUUUGACUACCACGCUGCCUCUCCUGCUGUCACCACAUACGCGUCUUACCCCGGUGUUGCUCCCCUGGCCUACUCAAGCCCAGUCGCUAUUCAACACUUGAUU